This is a messenger RNA of Humulus lupulus (European hop), 1131 nucleotides long. RefSeq lists its product as uncharacterized. The record is from RefSeq and is a predicted model, not a curated record. The transcript has 7 exons. Bases 1 to 1131 code for a protein of 376 amino acids. Lineage: Eukaryota; Viridiplantae; Streptophyta; Magnoliopsida; Rosales; Cannabaceae.
AUGGAUCCAUAUAUGCAAUAUAGAUUGGCUAGACAAGACGAAGAUAAUGCUAGACCAUUUGUAGAUUUGUUGACAAAUAAUACUAGUAAAAAGAAAACUCGAGGUCCUACACAAAUGCGUGAUAUUUGGGGUAAUCAUGAUGGUAAAAAGAUACAAAUUACAUGUAACAAUUUUGGGCAGCCACAUGAUGAAAAUGCAAACAAACUUACAAGCUUUAUUGGAACAUUAGUACGAGAUGGAAAAAAUGCUCCAAUUAACUACAAGAAUUGGCAUAAGGUACCUGAUAAGUACAAAGAUGGAAUGUGGAAAAUCAUACAGGAAAAAUUUCACAUUCCUCCUCUUGUGAAGAAUUGGACUAUGAGGACUUGUGGUGUGAUAAAAACAAGACUAGUCGUGGAGAAAAAAAAAUACAACCAUACAACUGGCACAAAGAGUUUUGCACAAAUUAGAGCAUUACAGAAGGAGGAUGGUGAAAGUACACCCACACGUGCAUCUAUGUUUAAAAUUUGUUACACAAAGAAGGAUAAGAGUGUUGUUGAUGAAAACACAAAAGAAGCAAUGUUACGAUUACAAGAGAAAGAAGAAUUGAAUGAAGAUGCUUCAAAAGAAAAGAGUAUGAAUGACACUUUUUUUGAAGUUAUGGGUAAAGAAAAACAUGGAUCAAUUCGCAUGUAUGGAUUUGGUGUUUGUCUAUCUGAUGUGUGGGAAAACAAAUCCACUUGGAGGCGAAAUCAAAAGGAGUAUGUAGAUGCCCUGAAAUCUAAAAUAAAUGAGUUAGCAUCUCAAGUUCAAACUCUUUCGAGCAAACAAAACAAUGUCAAUGACAUAUCUAUUGUACAAGUUGAUGUCGGAGAAGUGGUUAAUCUGAAGAGUGUCACUAAUGAUCCUCAAACAAUUGCUAUCAGUCUAGUUUGUAGUAAGGAUCCAUCAAAAGAAGUUGGAGGGAAAGAGCUCGGAGAUUUCUUUUCUGAAGUUAUUGUUCAAGUUCCUAUCCAACCUAACGAGCAAUUAAUUGGAGCAUAUGGAUGUUUUAAGACAAUUAGUGAAGUUGUUGAAGCACCUAUUGCAUGGCCGACGGUAUUUGUGAAUUCACGAGAAUCAGAUACACAACUCCAUGACUCAAUGAUGUGA